CCCACCCGGCCCAACAGAAAAGAGCAAACCAGCUUCGAGCUUCCCCUUUGCCGGCUCCUGACCUGCAGCCGCGGCUGCUAACCUGCUUCCGGCGGCAGUCCGGCGAUUCCAGACCGGCCGUUCUGUUCUGUCACUCGGUGCCAGCCUGCCAGGAAACCCACCGGGCGGCGGCGUAGCGGCGCCACUGCUUCUCCCGUCCCCAGUCGUGGCCAGUGUCUCCCGCGGAACCCCCGCUGCUAGGGGCUGAAACCGUUCCCCUUUUCGCUCCUGCGGAAUCGUGUCGGGCUCGGGUGUUGCCUCGCAAUACUUCGGGGUCCUGUCGCUAAAGUUGAAUCCUUUGCUUAUUUCAAAAAAGAAAAAAGUUGAAUCCUUUGCCUCAGGAGGGGUGGAGGUGGAACGACGAGCUGGGAGGGAAGAAACCUGAGCAUGUUAGUCACUGGAUUAGGAGUGUGACAUCUGCGUACACAUGAUUACUGAAAUACUACCGGUAGCUCUGCAGUCUGAGGUGGGGUCCAAUGAAAAUGAAAAGAAAUACAUAUGUGAAAAAUAGCCUCUGCAAAUUUUAGCAAUUACGUAUCUUAUACCUAGAUCAAAGUUUCCGCAGAAUAUAAGGUGCAAGUGCAACUGUUCCUCCAUUCCCAAUAACCCUGAAUUCCACUCUCAUUUGAUCACAUCAAACUGGAACAAUUCGUAUCAUUUUCUUCCAUUUGAAAUGAAUCCUCACCGUCCCAGUGGCUCCUCAAAUUGUAAGAGUUUUCCAAAUGAGCCAUUGGGAAUGCCCAAUCCUACAAAUUUUCAACACACACAAUUCUCACACCAUGUGUCGUUUUCACAACCAUCAUAUGCUAUGAAUUUCCCCCAUCAUCAAUAUCCACAGCAACACCUAUACGCACCACAUGUCCAAUAUGUUGUUCUUCAACCACAAUAUGGUCCUUUCUCACUAUCACAACAGCAGCCUCCACCUUCUGGAGCUAUGUUGACACCACCACCACCUCCACCAGCUGGAAUUAUACCAUUACCAACACCGCCGCUCCCACCUCCACCUGCUGGAGUGGUGCCGUUAUCAGUGUCAGAGUCAGGCACUCCACAUUCAGUAACCAGUCCGGAUGAACAAGAUAUUGUUAGUGUAGGCAAUGGCAGGAAUGCUGAACCUGAUAGAACUGCUAGGCGACUGAAUUGGACGGAAGUGGAGGACUUAAGAUUGGUUAGUGCUUGGUUGAAUAGUUCCAAGUCGAGUAAUUCCAAAUAUUGGGCAAAUGUUGUGGGGUUGUACAAUAAGAACACCCCAAAAGAUCGAAAACGGGCACGAGUACAAUUAAAGCACCACUGGCAGAAGAUUAAUAAGAAGGUCGCCCACUUCUAUGAUUGCUGGUGCAAAGUUGAGGCAAAAUAUUCAGGUGCCCAUUCUGAGAAAAUGCAACCGAUGGACAAAACAUGGGCGAUGUAUAAUGAGGAAGCACGAGAGAUGUACUGUGAGGAAGCGAAACAUCAUUUUGCCUUCAGCCAUUUUUGGAAAGCUGUUUGGGACCAACCCAAGUGGAAAAGAUACAUCUCUUCUUUAUACUCCAAGAAAACUAAGUUGUCUGAAUCUGGGGACUGCACAUCAUCGGAAGAUGCUGAAGAUGCACCCGAAAUAGAAACAGGUGAACAGGGUAGCAUGCUUGUGAAGAAGAAACACGAAGCUAAAGGUAAGGUGCCAUCUCUUUCAUCAGAGUUGCAAGAAGACAUCCAGUGCUCAGUGGAUCCUCAAAACAUGACUGAGAAGAAUCACAAGGAGAUGAUAGAGGCACAGCUUCAGUGCUCAGACCAAAAGCUUGAGCUGGCUAGAUCGAGUCAGCUGAUAAUGAAGGACAAGGAAAUGGUAAUGUCUGAAAUGCAAACUGAUCUGUUGAUGGACGGGACAUCAAGGGUCCAUAAGUUGCAGCACGGAAGAGAUGGACUAAUGGCUGACAUUGCAAGGUUCAAUGAGUUUCAGCACGGGAGUGCCGUGAGGGAAGAUGUGCCUGAAAAGAAAACACAUCCACAAUGUUGCAAAAGGGUAGAGCACGCAGGGACAGUGAGAGGUGGCGUUCCUGAGCAAGAAACAUACCCACAAGGUUCCAAGAUGGCAAAGUCCAAGCGGAAACGCAAAGGGGAUGCAUCAACUCCUCCUUCGGAAGUUCAGGAAGACAUUAAACGUGCAGUGGAUCUGCAGACCAUGCUCCAGAAGGACCGCGAGAAGAUGUCGGAGGUGCAGCUCCGCCUAUCGAAAGAGAAGCUUGAGAUAGCCAGGUUGAAGCAUCAAGAAGCGAAGGACAGGAAGGAAACAACACUCUAUGAGAAGUAUACGGAACUGUUAUUGGCUGAUACCCAGAGGUUUGAUGAGUUCCAGAAGGAAGAGCACCGAAAGGCAGUAAAGCGCAUGGGGGAGAUGCUAUUUCGUAACAAUGGCAUGAAACUUCCUUCUGAUAACCUUAAGCACAUGUAGUCUGAAAUGUCAUAUCUGAACUUUGAAGCACUUGCACCUGGUUUCAUUAAGCACCUGUAGGGAAAUGUUAUCUUCCCUGACAUUGUGGCGUCAUUUAUAAAUAUUGUUUUUAGUCAGCGUGCACAAUGCUCAGCACCCUGCUUGAUAGCAGGCCAGUCACCAACAUGGCGACCCUUGCUAAAUCUGUCAGUGAGUAGCAGAUUUCCAGGAGGUCAGGAUAUCAACAGUUUGCACGCAGUGAUCAGAAAAAAAGGCUUAUAUAUUAA
Molecule: messenger RNA, 2733 nt
Organism: Panicum virgatum (switchgrass)
Lineage: Eukaryota; Viridiplantae; Streptophyta; Magnoliopsida; Poales; Poaceae
Exons: 4
Coding region: 713-2467 (584 amino acids)
Source: RefSeq, a predicted model, not a curated record